This is a messenger RNA of Guillardia theta CCMP2712, 1744 nucleotides long. RefSeq lists its product as hypothetical. The coding region runs from base 1 to 1626 and encodes 541 amino acids. Gene Ontology annotation, molecular function: ATP binding; protein tyrosine kinase activity. NCBI's taxonomy places the organism in Eukaryota, Cryptophyceae, Pyrenomonadales, Geminigeraceae. The transcript is spliced from 16 exons. Gene Ontology annotation, biological process: protein phosphorylation. The record is from RefSeq and is a predicted model, not a curated record.
AUGGGGUGGAAGAAGCACAGAGUGUGCGAGAAAAAGUUGAGGAGUUUCCAUUCAUUUAUCCAGUACGAGAAUGUCCUGGGCAUUGAAAUCACAGAAGACAGCAUCGAGAGGGGUUGGUUCUCAGGAUGGAAGGCAUGGAAGAGCGCAGGGAAACAACUUUCUGUGCCAGGAAAUCGUCUCCUGAACUCCUUCCAUCCCUACCUCCGCGCCGCUCCGAAUGCAGCACAUCAACCUCCGAGGAUAGAGUCGGACAACACAUACAACGACCCUAAUGCAGCCCUGGCGACCAAGAGUGUUCUCUUGUCUCUAGACGACAUCAACGACGAGCGCGGGUUCGAAGGCAAGAAGCUGGGACGUCUCCCACCGCCAGGGCACGGUCGGCUGAUCAAGGAGUCCAGUCUGUCGCUCUCGCACAACUACCUCUACACGGUAGCAGAGAGCAACGAGAGUGAUCAGGACGCGUCUGUCCACCUGCCCCCCGAGGUCUCUUGCGGUGAUCCCGUCAGCGGCUUCCUGCCCUUCAAUCAGUGCGAGGUCGCCAUCUACGACGACGACAACCCUGUCGAUGUCGACGGCGACUUCACUCCGACCAUGACUGGGAAUCUGUACCGUGGGACCUUUUGCGGGAAGGAGGUUCUUGUCAAGAGGCUGAAAAGCUCCGACGUAGGCGAUCCGACCAAACCUGUGUAUAAGGACCUGCUACUAGAGGCUAAGGUCAUGACGAUGGUGGGGAUGCACAAGAAUGUUGCCUUUCUGCACGGGGUCCAGAUGGGCGAGUUCCUGAUGCCGAACCUCAUCAUCGACAAGCCUGGGGGGCCGAACUUGCAAGAGUUCUUUGGCAUUUGGCGGGAGAAGCACAAGGGUGGUUUGAAGAAGCCGACUAUCUUUGCAUGGAGCAAGGACUUGCUUCGGGGGCUCUCGUAUCUCCAUGAGAGGUCGCAGCCGAUCUUGCACAGGGACAUCCGUCCUGCGAACCUGCGGCUGAGUGAAGACUUGAGGACUGUCAAGAUCUAUGGCUUCGAGGCUGCGACGAUGUAUGACAUCCAAGAUGUAUCUAUCCCGCUCAACUCUCGAAGAUGGCUCAUGCAUUGUUCUUCAAACCAUGACAUGGCGCAUGACGGGAACAUGGAGGUGCCUCUGAUCCAUCGCCUGUACACGGGGGGUCAGGACGGUAGAUACACGGCUCCUGAGGUUUCUCUCGGCAACGCCUUUGGGAUGAAGGCUGACGUGUACGGCUGUGCGCUGGUAAUGUGGGAGAUGUGCUCGGGAAAGCAGCCGUUUGGAAUAGGAGACAUGAAGAAGGUGCCUUCAAGCGUGAAGCGACAGAUUCCCAUGUCGAAAGUGAGGCUCGGCGAGAACUCGUGGUCCAUCAAUCCCAAGGACAUCGCGACCCUCAACCUUCGACCUGACGCGAAGCUCGUGAGCUGGAGGCAAUUAAGGGAACUCAUCCAGCAGGCGUGGGAUCCAAAGCCCAGCAAGAGACCUUCUGCCUUGAACAUGCUGCAGCAGCUCGAGACACUGCAUGGCUGCCCCAGUGAGAAGGCGGAUCCUGCUCCUCGUCUGGACAUAGAGUCCCGAGCCUUCUAUGAUGUGGCUGUUUCAUGUUCGUCUUGCAAGCUCAUGUAGCUGGACCGGGAGGACGAGGAGGACGAGGAGCAUGUUCUUGUUCGUGUUCUUGUUGAUAUCAGACUAGCUUAGACUGGAUCUGACUGUGAAUGUGACAAAGGAAAUCCACGUAACUGAC